UUCAGUGUGAGGACUGAGGGGUUGAAAAGUCAUGUGGAUGUGGUCAUUCGUUGUUCGGUAAUCUGAUACGAUCGAUCGACGUCUAGUUGAUGCAUGCAUUCACAAAUAAUCAAUUUGCCACUUAUUGCUGCCUUAUUCGUUCAAAGUGAAGUUUGGUGACUAAAAAAAAAAAAAUAGAAAAUUCUGUUUGUUUAUUCGAAGUUGCUGAAAGCCCUCAUGGUGAAUUCGAUCAAGUGUUGAAACAUAGUCCUCCAUCUUGGAAAUUUUUUAACUUGAAUCAUGGACCUGCAGCCAGUUAAAAGUGAACUUAAAAUCAAUGGGACAACAGCAAAACCAGUCUUGACUGAAGGUAUGAUUAAAGGAAUGGAUCACGUCUACCGAAGUAAUCCCUACCCUUCAAAGUUAGAAUUCGAGACCCUGUGCAAAGACUUACUUAUGUCAGUUGGACAAGCCAAAAAUUGGUUUUGCAAUCGUCGCCGUCGUGACUCUAAACAGGGAAAAAUCUGUCGACGAUGCCGUUUCUUUAAAGCCCCCAUCAGUGAGGAGGCACAUUACAUUGCCGGCUCUCGUCCAUGCAUUAGUUAUUGGAAAUUGCCUACUGUUGCACCUCCUCCACUUCUGCACAUGACUCCACUUCCUAUGACUUCGAACAAUCUCUCAUCAUCCUUGGAUGAAAGUGUUGACGGGCAACAGGAGCAACAAAAUGUUAAACCAGAAAUAGAUGGAAAUCUGGCAACUGAUUACAAUGUUGAGGCUAAUACUUCUUCCGUCGUGCCUACUGCUUUUUCACUGACUUUCCAACCCGGCACGUACAAUUUCCAGCAGCCAAUAUUCAACUCUGAGCCGAAUGCUUGGUACCAACAACAUCACGACGGACAAUAUUCAGUAGAUAUGGCAGAUGAAAAUGCUUGGAUGAUGCGUCCAGCCGGAACAGGACAACCUUCAUUUUGGCCGAUUAAUGAUUACUUUCCACCACCGGAUUUUAUUCCUCUAAUGGAUCAACCUCUCUCAUCUGAUUGGCGAUUAAAUCAGGUCCAGCCUUUGUUGCCUAACUAUUCAAUGCCUUACCCAUUAUAUCCUCAGUACGUGUACCCGGAUCCUAAUGGCAUUUACGACUACAGCGAGCAAAAUGGAACUUCGAACAAUUAACCUUAUUAUGUGGUUUGAUUAAUUUUUACACUGUCAGUGUAUAUUGCUGCACGAUUUUAAACCUCAACUCACCCCAUUACCUUUUUCAAAAGUAUUCUUUUUACCAAGAUGCUCUUAACUUAAAUUUCAUCUUGUUUUUUUACUUUAGCGUACAUUUUUAGAAUGUACCGUUCUCUUCUUUUAACUGUGUGGGUGAAUAAAUCCGGAACGCAUUCUUGU
Messenger RNA from Daphnia pulicaria, 1368 nucleotides. RefSeq lists its product as uncharacterized. Gene Ontology annotation, molecular function: DNA binding. NCBI's taxonomy places the organism in Eukaryota, Metazoa, Arthropoda, Branchiopoda, Diplostraca, Daphniidae. The coding region runs from base 280 to 1149 and encodes 289 amino acids. The record is from RefSeq and is a predicted model, not a curated record. The transcript has 4 exons.